Molecule: messenger RNA, 2430 nt
Organism: Dendrobium catenatum
Lineage: Eukaryota; Viridiplantae; Streptophyta; Magnoliopsida; Asparagales; Orchidaceae
Product: protein trichome birefringence
Exons: 5
Coding region: 130-2142 (670 amino acids)
Cellular component (GO): Golgi apparatus
Molecular function (GO): O-acetyltransferase activity
Source: RefSeq, a predicted model, not a curated record
ACACUCUCUCUCUCUCUCUCUCUCUCUUUGCCGUUCCAUUUCUAAAACCAACGCACAACUCCUCACAACUCCUCACUGAAAGCGCAACAUCCUCUCUCUCUCUCUCUCUCUCCGUCUCUCCGUUUCGCGAUGGUUGGAGACGGAGUCAAGAGUCCGCAGGAAGGGGCCACGGCCUCUGAUUACCGAAGCCUCUUCACAGUGGUGAAGGCUCGGCGAGCGAAGCUCUUCGCCUACGGCUUCGCGUUGGUCUUUGUGGGCUGCACUGCCUUCCUUGCCUUCAAUCCGUCCGGCAAUGGCUCCCCUUGGUUCAACUCUCUUUUCACCUCCUCCUCAUUUUCAUCCUCUAUUGCCCCCUACCGUUCUCAUUUCAACAAUCUCAUCUCCCACAUUUUCCCAAAUUCCACCGCUUCUUCCAUACCGGACAAGCCUUUUGAUAGUGGAGAAGUUGGAUCGCUGAAAGGUGGCGUUUUUCCGAGUAUGGCACCGCCAAGUGCUGCUUCUGUACAUGGGAUGAAAGUUAACGGUGUUGUGAGCCAAAAUCUGACGGAAGGGUUGCCCGGUUCAAAGAAAGAUGGCAGCUUUAAGAAGAAAUCGACUGACGUAGUUGGAUCACUAAAUCGAACAGCAGAAGGUUCUACUUUAAAGAAAGAUGGCGUCUUGGCAGGGAAGAACCAAACUGCGAUUCAAUUUCCAGGGCAGAACUUAACUGUAAGUGAACUGGCGCCGGAAAAAGGAGGAGUUCCUGAGACAAAUAGCACGGGAGAGCUAGCAGUUCCCAAAGAUAACGAGGUUUCUUCUAAUAUCCCCGAGGAAUCAAAGUCUGGUUCUAAAGGAAAUAUUGCUCAACCUAAAAAGGCAACUUCAACACUUACCGGAACUCAAUCUACGAACCAGAAGACGUCAUCUUCCCCAGCUCAACCGAAGAAUCAAACAGAAGCAUUGACUGGAAAUCCUGCGAGUUCGAAGAAGAAGGACGCUCCUGCUAGUUCUAACAUCUCAGCUUCGUUGAGGAAAGGUAACGCCUCCACUGCACAAACUCCUAAGGAUUCUGGUUUGAAGACAGAGGAUUGGAUCAAAGGCAUGAUUGGUUGUGAUAUAUUUCAUGGGAAAUGGGUUAAGGAUGAUUCAUAUCCUCUCUAUUCUGAAGGAUCUUGUCCUCAUAUUGACGAGCCAUUCGAUUGCUUUCAUAAUGGUCGGCCAGAUCGAGCUUAUCAAAAGCUCAGAUGGAAGCCUGAUGGAUGCGCUGUCCCAAGAUUUAAUGCGCUAGAUUUGCUGGAGAGAUUGAGAGGGAAGCGCCUGGUUUUUGUCGGUGAUUCACUCAAUAGGAACAUGUGGGAAUCCCUUGUGUGCGUCCUGAAGAACUCUGUAAAAAACAAGAAGAAGGUCUUUGAGGCUUCUGGCCGUCACGAAUUUAGGACAGAGGGUUCCUACUCUUUCUUAUUCAAGGAUUAUAAUUGUACCGUUGAGUUCUUCCGGUCACCUUUCCUAGUUCAGGAAUGGGAGAUGCCUGAUUCCAACGGUAAGAAGAAGGAAACUCUCAGGCUUGACAUAAUUGAGAGGUCUUCAUCCAGAUAUAAGGAUGCUAAUAUCAUAGUCUUCAAUACUGGGCAUUGGUGGACUCAUGAGAAGACCUCCAAAGGGAGAGACUACUACCAAGAAGGGAAUCGUGUUUACAGUGAAUUAAAUGUAGUAGAAGCAUUCCAUAAAGCACUCCACACUUGGGCCAAAUGGGUGGAUGCCAAUGUUAAUCCUAAGAAGACCCUCGUCUUCUUCAGGGGUUACUCAGCUUCCCAUUUCAGAGGGGGGCAGUGGAACUCUGGUGGAGCUUGUGAUAGAGAAACUGAGCCCAUCUUCAAUGAGAAGUUUCUGUCACCUUAUCCUCCAAAAAUGAGAGUAUUGGAGACAGUACUAAAUGACAUGAAAACUCCAGUUUCCUAUCUAAACAUCACAAGGAUGACUGAUUUCAGAAAGGAUGCCCAUCCUUCGAUCUAUCGAAAGCCGAGCUUAACCGAGGAAGAAAGGAGAGCACCUGAAAAGUUUCAGGACUGUAGCCAUUGGUGCUUGCCUGGAGUCCCUGACUCCUGGAAUGAGCUUCUUUAUGCACAGAUACUCAUCAAACAGCACCAGACACCAAAUUGGUAAACAAUGAAGAGGAAUCUCAGGUGCCUAUGUAUGAAUACUGUUGCUCUGUAUAUUUAUUCUUGACAAAAAUAAACAUCAAUCGUACAAUUUACAUUGUUAAUAGAGAUGAAAAGAGGAUUUCGCUGAAGCUUGGAGUGGAAUCUGUUUGAUGUUAGGGAAGAAAGAAAGUUUAGUUUGAAUGCAUAUCUACAUUGUAGUUAAUGAUGAUGAGGUGAUCUUAUGAUACCUCAAAUUACAAUAAUCCUGUAUCAUAUCUUUGAUUUUAAAGAAGGCCAAGAAGAUUUCUCA